AUGAGUUCCAAUAAAGAUAGCGACUCUGAGAACAGCCUCCGAAGCGAGAAGAGGAAGAAGUCAAUUCUUCCGAAGUUUUUCGGAUCACGACGAUUUGGUAAAGAAGAAGAAGAAGAUGCGUCAAAUAAUAUGAACAACAAAGGACAUCAUGACGAAGAACAUAACAGCAAAAAUGGAAAUUCCGAUGAUUUGGAGAGACGAAUGGCUUCUCGGAAGAAAUCGAUUCUUGACAACACUUCUCCAAUGAUUUGGAAGACUGUUUCUGAGAGAAAGUCAAGCCCUGGAAUUGAAGGCUUGAAUCUAUCGACUUUUGAUAGGCCAAUGGCACCAACAACAGAGAUUCGUGAGCUCAGGGUGUUUGUAGCUACGUGGAACGUAGGUGGAAGAACACCAAACAACGAUCUUAACCUAGAAGACUUCUUACUCGUUGAAGGCACAGCAGAUUUAUACAUCUGUGGGUUUCAAGAGAUUGUUCCACUAAGUGCAGGAAACGUAUUAGUAGUUGAGGACAACGAGCCUGCAGCUAAAUGGUUAGCUCUAAUAAGCCAAGCUUUAAACAAACCGAGACAAGACUCUGUUUACUCAAACGCAGCUUUCUCUGCUUCUUCAAGAACAACAACUUGUAGUAGUAGUAGUUGUGGUAACGAGGAGUCAAGAACACCAAGCAGUCUAAGUUUCUUUCAAAGACCGAAUCUUAAAGUCUUGAGCAGAAACUAUCGAGUGGAUUCAAGUCUUUUGAAGACUUGUAACUGUCCGGUUGUUGAUACUUCCGUUGGUUGGGAAGGUAGGAGAUCGAAAAGGUUUAGUGAUCCCAUUGCAGAUAGCAACAACAAUGUGGAGCCUGAGAAUUUUAGGGUUCAUGAGAAUUUCUUGUUUGAUGAUGUUCCUGCGACUACGAAGAUGCCAGGACAAAUGGGUUACAGAUUGAUUGCGAGUAAACAAAUGGUCGGUUUGUUUUUGUCUGUUUGGGCCAGAAAAGAGCUGAUUCCACACAUAUCUCAUCUUAGACUUGAUUCUGUUGGAAGAGGAAUCAUGGGUCGCUUGGGCAACAAGGGAUGUAUUGCUAUAAGCAUGUCAUUGCACCAAACAAGCUUUUGCUUUGUGUGUAGCCAUUUGGCUUCUGGUGAGAAAGAAGGUGAUGAGCUGAGAAGAAACGCAGACGUAGCUGAGAUUCUGAAACAUACUCAAUUCCCCAAAAUAACCAAGUACCCUAGUUGUCGUGCACCUGAAAGGAUCGUUGAUCACGACCGGGUGCUUUGGCUUGGAGAUUUGAAUUACAGAGUUGCUUUAACCUAUGAAGAGACAAGAGUGUUAAUGGAAGACAAUGAUUGGGACACUCUUCUUGAGAAAGACCAGCUUAACAUGGAGAGAGGAGCAGGAAGAGUCUUCUCUGGAUUUCAAGAAGGUCAAAUCUUCUUUGCUCCAACUUAUAAAUACACUCAAAACUCUGAUGCUUACGCCGGUGAAACCACCAAAUCCAAGAAAAAACGGCGAACUCCUGCUUGGUGUGAUCGGAUUCUAUGGAGAGGAGAAGGAAUAGAGCAGCUUUCAUAUAUACGAGGCGAGUCGAGGUUUUCAGAUCACAGACCGGUUUGCGCAAUAUUUGCGGUAGAGGUUGAUGUCAAGAGUCUGAACAAAGGUAGAUUCAGGAAAGGUUAUUCUUGUUCGGCUGCAAAAUUGGUUCUUGAAGAUUGCACUCCACAAAGGCAUAGUUUUUACGACUAA
This is a messenger RNA of Microthlaspi erraticum, 1725 nucleotides long. Lineage: Eukaryota; Viridiplantae; Streptophyta; Magnoliopsida; Brassicales; Brassicaceae. The record is from the annotation of a GenBank genome assembly.